This is a messenger RNA of Vespa crabro (European hornet), 1483 nucleotides long. It is a transcript of the gene Sgf11, whose product is annotated as ataxin-7-like protein 3. The transcript is spliced from 2 exons. NCBI's taxonomy places the organism in Eukaryota, Metazoa, Arthropoda, Insecta, Hymenoptera, Vespidae. Gene Ontology annotation, molecular function: transcription coactivator activity. Gene Ontology annotation, cellular component: DUBm complex; SAGA complex. Gene Ontology annotation, biological process: regulation of transcription by RNA polymerase II; positive regulation of DNA-templated transcription. The record is from RefSeq and is a predicted model, not a curated record. The coding region runs from base 299 to 1288 and encodes 329 amino acids.
AAAGAGAAAUGCAUACAUAGAUUAUAUUAAUUUGUACAAUACUCUUGAUAUUUUUUAACCAAAUUUGCUUAUUAUUAAUCACAAAGUCAUACAUCGUAUAUCCGUCCAUUUCUAAUUUGGAAGAUUAGUUAAAAAUUUGAUAUUAGGGUUGCAUCUGACAAGUAUCCUUAUGACACGGUACAACUCGAAGAUCACGCACAUUGUUAUGGGUUAGAACUGUCAUACGUCGAGUAUAUAAACACGGUGGGAAAUUUGGAGUCUCAUUACUUGGCUUUUCUCAAAUGUCACAUCCUGUAAGAUGUCUGUUACCGAAGAAAGAAUCCAAGAAUUAAAUAGAAGAUUUUUGGAAUUCAUGAAUAAGUCCGAAAACGUAGAAAACGCUACUAAAGAGAUUUACGAGGACCUCUUAGACGAAGUUUUAAUGGGUUUUGUUUUUGAUGUACACAGAACCACAAAAACGGGAAGUUCUGACGUCGAAGAAGGUAUCCCCGAUGACGAAUCGUAUGCUAUUGUAGAUUCGCCAGGAUUAGAUGUCUUUGGACAACAUCCAGUGAAAAAAUCUCAAGAAUGUAAUUGUCCGAAUUGUGAUAGGGGUGUAGCAGCUUGUAGAUUUGCAACGCAUUUAGAAAAGUGUAUGGGUAUGGGUCGUAAUAGUUCGCGUAUAGCAUCAAGAAGAAUAGCUAAUAAUUCUAAAGAUCUUAGUACAUUCAGUGGAGUAAUAAGUGAUGACGACGACGAUGUGGAUUGGAGUUUAAAUAAUGAUAAACGUAAGAGAAGGAAGGAUCGUAAUGGAAUGAAGAGAUCGAAACAACAGAAGAACAAUCAAAGAAAUGGUGAUAAUCUUAAUGAACAUAUCCAUAGCAGCAAUGAAAAUUCCCCGUCUAAUUAUGAAAAUAUGUCAUUGGAGGAUAAGAGAGCAUUAUUAACGCAAAUAUGCGGUGUAAUAUCUGAGCACACGAAAAAGCUUUGUACAAGGUCUAUGCGUUGUCCGCAACAUACAGAAGAUCAAAGGAAAGAAAUGCGUGCAAAUUUAGAAUCUGAGAAAAGUGGACAGACUGGUCAGGAUAAUCUUCAUGUAGAUGUGGAUACUUAUGAAGAUAAUGAUGGACAGAAUUUAAGAGAUGCCCUAGCACGAUGGGACAGAGAAGGAUCUAGCCAUUCAAGUCCUGCUGAUUCUACUUCAACCACUUCUACAUCUUCCUUAAGUAGAAAAAGAGAAACAAAAUCAAAGGGAAAGGGUAAAGGUUCUAAACGAGAUCGUGGCUCUCCUAUUUCUCAAGGGGAUUGAGAUAGUGUAUUUAAUUUAUUUUUUAGUGACAUGAACAUUUUCACAACAAAAAUUAUAUAAUAAUGUUCCUACGCAUUGUGCAAAGCUUCAAGGACCUAAAAAAAAAAAACAUUGUAAAGAAAGAGUGUAAAACUAGAAAUUCCUUUGACUCAAUGAUCUUUAGAUAUUUAUAAAAAUAAAUUAAAUUAUUUCAUC